Oryctolagus cuniculus (rabbit) is the source of this 3880-nucleotide messenger RNA. RefSeq names its product RNA sensor RIG-I (gene RIGI). Lineage: Eukaryota; Metazoa; Chordata; Mammalia; Lagomorpha; Leporidae. Gene Ontology annotation, cellular component: cytoplasm. The record is from RefSeq and is a predicted model, not a curated record. Gene Ontology annotation, biological process: cytoplasmic pattern recognition receptor signaling pathway; antiviral innate immune response. Gene Ontology annotation, molecular function: single-stranded RNA binding; ATP binding; double-stranded RNA binding.
AGGGUUGUCCUCCUCGGUUCCCCACCCCCCACCUCGGGUGAACAGGAAAGAGAAACUUGCAGAACUGGGGGAAGCGCUCGGCCAGGGCCGGCCCCGCCCUCCUGCGGCUGCAGCGAGUUGCAGUUUCGAUUUUUCCUCCAGUUGUAAGUUCCCAGGCAGCUCCGCCUCUCAGCCGCGGUUGAUUUCUUGGAAAAUCCCUCCCCUCCCCGCUUGGCGUGCCCGCCUCCUCCAGCCCAGCUUUAAAGGGAGUCGGGCAGCAGCCGGGUGGGGUGGAUCUCACCGGGCAACGAGGCCAGCAUGACCGCCGAGGAGCGGAGGAACCUGCAAGCCUUCAGCGACUAUGUCAAGAGGAUUCUGGACCCUACCCACAUCCUGAGCUACAUGAACUCCUGGCUUGGGGAGGAUGAAGUGCAGUAUAUUCAGGCUGAGAAAAACAACAAGGGUCCAAUGGAGGCUGCCUCACUUUUUCUCAAGUACCUGCUGCAGCUCAAGGAAGAAGGCUGGUUCCGUGGCUUUUUGGAUGCCCUAAACAAUGCAGGUUAUUCUGGGCUUUAUGAAGCCAUUGCAAAUUGGAAUUUCCAAAAAAUUGAAAAGUUGGAGGAAUACAGAGCACUUUUGAAACGUUUACAACCAGCAUUUAAAGACAGAAUUGAUCCAACAUGUAUCCUUCCUGAAAUGUCUGACUGUAUAAUUAGUCAGGAAUAUGAAGAAAUUAUGCAGGUUUGCUCCAAUAAGGGGAUAAUGGCAGGUGCAGAGAAAAUGGCUGAAUGCCUUCUCAGAUCAGACAAGGAAAACUGGCCCAAAACUUUAAAACUUGCUUUGGAUAAUGAUAACAACUCAUUCAGUGAACUUUGGAUGGUAGAGGAAGAUGCCAAAGAUGUUGAAGCUGAAGAUCUUGAGGAGGACGACAUGGGAACUUCCAGCAUACAUAUUGUCUACCAGGAAGAUCCACAGUUGGAGAAUCUCAGUCAGAAUUCAUGUACACCUGCAGAAGUAUCUCGCGCUAAAUUAUGCAGCCAACUGAAACCAAGAAAUUACCAGCUAGAGCUUGCUCUGCCUGCUAUGAAGGGAAAAAACACAAUAAUAUGUGCUCCUACUGGUUGUGGAAAAACCUUUGUUUCACUUCUUAUAUGUGAACAUCAUCUUAAAACAUUUCCACAAGGACAAAAAGGGAAGGUGGUGUUUUUUGCUAAUCACGUCCCUGUGUAUGAACAGCAGAAAUCUGUGUUCUCAGAGUAUUUUGAAAGACUUGGGUACAGUGUGGCAGGCAUUGCUGGAGCAACAGUUGAGAAUGUCCCCGUGCAACAAAUCGUGGAGAACAAUGACAUCAUUGUUUUAACGCCACAGAUCCUUGUGAACAAUCUUAAAGACGGAACUAUUCCAUCACUCUCUGUCUUCACUUUGAUGAUAUUUGAUGAAUGUCACAAUACUUGUAAACAACACCCAUACAAUAAGAUCAUGUUCUAUUAUCUGGAUCAGAAACUUGGAGGAUCUUCUGACCCACUGCCUCAGGUCGUUGGGAUGACUGCCUCUGUUGGUGUUGGGGAUGCCAAAAACACAGAUGAAGCCGUGGAAUAUAUCUGCAAACUCUGUGCUUCUCUUGAUGCAUCAGUAAUAGCAACGGUCAAAGAGAAUCUGGAAGAACUGCAAGAAAUUGUUUAUACGCCCCAGAAAAUUUCCAGGAGAGUAGAAUCACGGACUACCAAUGGAUUUAAACGCAUCAUAUCUCAGCUGAUGAGAGAGACAGAAAGUCUGGCAAAGGAUGUCUUUGAAGAACUGGAAAACUUAUCUCAAAUCCAGAACAGGGAAUUUGGAACACAGAAGUACGAACAGUGGAUUGUCGAAGUCCAUAAAGCGUGCAGGACGUUUCAGCUGCCAGACAAAGAUGAAGAGAGCAGGAUCUGUAAAGCGCUAUAUUUGUACACUUCCCAUUUGCGGAAGUACAACGAUGCCCUCAUUAUCAGUGAGCACGCACAAAUGAAAGAUGCCCUGAAUUACUUAAACAAUUUCUUCAAAGAUGUCCGAGCAGCAGGAUUUGAUGAGACUGAACAAGAUCUUACCCGGAGAUUUGAAGGAAAGGUGCAGGAACUAGAAACAGUUUCCAUGGAUCCCAGCAAUGAGAAUCCUAAACUCAAAGACCUGUACCUCAUUUUACAAGAGGAGUACCACGUCAAUCCGGAGACCAAAACCAUUCUGUUCGUGAAAACCAGAGCCCUUGUGGACGCUAUAAAGAAGUGGAUUGAGGAAAAUUCUAAACUCAGCUUUCUAAAGCCUGGCAUAUUGACUGGACGUGGCAAAACUAGUCAGACUACAGGAAUGACCCUUCCAGCACAGAAAUGUGUACUGGAUGCAUUCAGAAGCAAUGGAGACCACAAUAUUUUGAUUGCCACCUCAGUUGCUGAUGAAGGCAUUGACAUUGCUCAGUGCAAUCUGGUCAUCCUGUAUGAGUACGUGGGCAAUGUCAUCAAAAUGAUCCAGACCAGAGGCAGAGGAAGAGCAAAAGGGAGCAAGUGCCUGCUUUUGACUAGCAAUGCCGAUGUAAUUGAAAAAGAAAAUAUAAACAUGUACAAGGAGAAAAUGAUGAAUGAAUCCAUUUUAAGACUUCAGACAUGCGAUGAAGCAAAAUUUAAAAAAAAGCUUCUCUGUAUACAGACUGGUGAAAAAAUCAUCAGAGAUAAUCAACAAAACUUCAAACCUAAACUUGAUAAGCAAAAUAAGAAACUGCUGUGUGCAAAGUGCAAAGCCUUGGCAUGUUACACAUCUGAGAUAAGAAUGGUAAAGGAUUCCCAUUACACUGUGGUUGGAGAGACUUUUAAGAAGUGCUUUGUGACCAGACCACACCCCAGACCAAAGAGUUGUGGGGAUUUUGACAAGAUAGGGAAGAUAUUCUGUGCCAGACAAGACUGCAGCCAUGACUGGGGAAUCCGUGCAAAGGUCAAUGCUUUUGAGAUUCCAUUAAUCAAGAUUCAGAGUUUUGUGGUGGAAGACACUGUGACUGGAAAACAGAUGUGUCCCUCAAAGUGGAAGGACUUUAAUUUUGAGAAGAUACCAUUUAAUCCUGAAGAACUGUCUGAAUGACCUGAGGGCCUCAGACUUCAACUAUAGAGAAUAGGCAACUUUAAAGAAAUAAGUAUAAUUGGCCAUGGACUGCUGGUACUACUUGGAAGAUAUUUUACAUAAUGCUGACCUAAAUAUCACGUAAUUUCACUUACUGUUUAACAGAUUGAACUGUAUCAGAGUACUUACAGCUUAUGGAAAAUGGAAUUAAAAGAUGUUUGUUUUGGUGCAAAAAGUUUUGAAAUCUGCUUUCAAGGAAUGUUCAAAAAAUUCAUGGAUAAUGAGAACUAUACAUGGAUUUCAGGUUUUUUUCGGCAGCAAAGCAUCUUUUAAUUCCGUUUUUGCAAGAACGUUUUGUAAUAUCCUUGUACAUGAAAAAAUGUGAGUGAGUCACAGUAUGAAUACUUAAAAAAAAGAUAUUUAAUUUUUCCUAAUCUUCUUUAGAGCCACUUGCCAAUGAAGAGAGUACCCCACCAGUACACGCUGGGGUGGAUGAACGGAACGCUGAAAGGUUUUCCAUUCCACUUUCUUAACCUACAGUAAACUGGCUUUUACCUUGAUGUGUUGAAAUCAUUCUUGUCAAGGACUCCAGUGACUGUGGUUGGCAAAUCCAUUUGGUCACGUCUUGGUCCUACUUGAUGUCUUUGCUGUUUGUGGCCCGGGUGAGUGCCCACUUCUUAGAACUGUCCCCUGGCUUCUCUCUCAGAUCUUCCCCAGUCUUAUAAAAUCCCUUAAAUGUAGAUCACUCCAAGGGUUCAAUAUAUAUAACUAAAUACUAAAUAUAACUAAAUAAAUAUGUAUGUACAAGAGAUCUUAAACUUAA